UGAACCUCGGCGAGGUAGGUUCUCCCUGCUCCCGAGGUACCGCGUGACCAUGUUCACCUUUGAUGAUGCGAAGGUCGUUAGAUUGGUUCCGAUCAAUCACCCUUCGCGCAAAGAACUAAACCUCCUUGUCCUGAGGAAGUUUUUUGACUCCUCGGGAAUCACGGGGGUGACAAGGGUCGUCCGCAGUGUCAGCGGCGACCUUACCGUCACCUUCGCGGAGUGGGGAGGGGCCAGGCAACUAAGACAUAUUAAAGAAAUCAAUGGAAUCAAGAUCAAACUUAAAUGGAACUAUAUUGAUAACUCCGUUUUCGGAGUCAUCUCCCACACAGAAAUCGAAUAUCUCGAAGGAGAAGAAAUUUUUGAACUGAUCGAAGAUGAGAUCCUCUUUGUUAGGAAGCUGACCAGCACAACUGCCCUGGUUGGCUUCCCCAAGGAACUUCCUAGCUCCGUUUUACUGGGUUGGGAGAAAAUCCCAGUAAAACCAUACCAGAAAAAACCUACUCGUUGCUACAAUUGCCAGAAGUAUGGCCAUCUGGCGCGGAAGUGUCGUGCUCGGGAGGUGUGUUCAAGCUGCGGGACACCCGGUCA
This is a messenger RNA of Homarus americanus (American lobster), 588 nucleotides long. RefSeq lists its product as uncharacterized. The record is from RefSeq and is a predicted model, not a curated record. Gene Ontology annotation, molecular function: zinc ion binding; nucleic acid binding. NCBI's taxonomy places the organism in Eukaryota, Metazoa, Arthropoda, Malacostraca, Decapoda, Nephropidae.